UGCACAGUGCGGUUGACAAUGUAUCGUGAAAGUGAAUAAAGAUGUAUAUAGCCAUGAAAUAUACAAUGGGAAUAUUCGCGCUAAGCAUUUGGUUUUUCAAAGUGUGUAUUGCUAUCAAAUUGAAAGAGUUGUCACUUGGAAUGCUAUCUGACAAUGUACCAUUUCAUCUGCAAGGCGUUCAACAAGCACCGCCCAUUCGUUCACAGUCAAUGAACCCCGUAUCAAUACCAGAGUUAAUGAAAGUUUCCACUCUAACAAAUGGUGCAACAAGUAGCAAGUGGCCAAAGAAAGCGAACGAAGUAAAAAAACAGCUAGCAGGCACUAUACUAAACCAGAAAGUUCAAACGCAAACACACAAACGUCUUCGUAAUAAACUUGUAAGUGAUUCAAACACAACGGGUUUAUUAAAGACUCAGCUACAAAAUAUGCCAAUGUUGAUGGCAUCCACUACACUGCCGCUCGAAAUCUUAGCGUCAGUUCGUAAAAACAAGACGCUACUUGAUCAGCAAAAGCAACGGGCGAGACACCGGCACAAAAAUUUGACAACCCAUACUGUGGUUAUGAAGACGGCUAACAAACAAAACAAGUUUCGACGAGGCAAUGAUCAUAAAAACUUGUCGCAGAAAUUGCGAAGAAAUCGUGUACGUCGUGAAUUACAGGAAUCGUCCAACUCCAAAGGGAAACCAAAAAUUAAAAAACAACCAUCUACCUCGGAAUUAGUCGAUAAUGCAAAUUUGAUUAUUCGAAAAGGGACUUUGUUGUUAUUGCACUUGGAUAAUCUAUUGAAGGAUGCCGAUUUUUUUUUACGUAAUGAAGAAGACAUGAUAAACUGGAAUUCAAAUUGCAAUAUGAAAAGCUUAAUAUUGCAAAAGUUCCCGCAGAAUGAGUUAAAAAAUUUACACUCCAAAACUCAAGAAGAAAAUAAAAGAAAAAGAGAUUGUUGUAUUUUAAGAGUCAAUUGUACGAAAAAACCUGAUCGGAAAGCGGAUGAUAGGCUUCUCUAUGAAGAUGUCAUAGCAAACAUCAGAAAUAUGCAACAUAUACAAAAUAUCCAUUAAAAGGAAAAGGAGCAGAAAUAAGAGAAUAAAGUUAGGAGUAUCAGUAAAUACUUGGCGAAAUUAUUAUUUUGUUUCAGCUUUUAUUCGACAUAUAUAUAUAUAAUAGUAAUGGAAAUUAUAGCUAAAACCAUUGUACCUUUUUACUGAAAACUA
Bactrocera tryoni is the source of this 1211-nucleotide messenger RNA. RefSeq lists its product as uncharacterized. The transcript has 2 exons. NCBI's taxonomy places the organism in Eukaryota, Metazoa, Arthropoda, Insecta, Diptera, Tephritidae. Bases 42 to 1058 code for a protein of 338 amino acids. The record is from RefSeq and is a predicted model, not a curated record.